Oryctolagus cuniculus (rabbit) is the source of this 921-nucleotide messenger RNA. Its product is annotated as vomeronasal 1 receptor oryCunV1R1653. The record is from RefSeq and is marked provisional. Gene Ontology annotation, biological process: G protein-coupled receptor signaling pathway. Gene Ontology annotation, cellular component: membrane. Gene Ontology annotation, molecular function: pheromone receptor activity. NCBI's taxonomy places the organism in Eukaryota, Metazoa, Chordata, Mammalia, Lagomorpha, Leporidae.
AUGGUUUCUAGUAACAUAGACUUGGGUAUCCUUUUCCUUAUUCAGACUGGAGCUGGGAUCCUUGGAAACUCCUCACUUCUCUGUCUUUAUACCUUUACUUUGAUCACUAGGCACAUGCUGAAACCCACAGACUUGAUUCUCAACCACCUAGCCAUAGCGAACAACUUGGUUCUUCUUUAUAAAGGAAUUCCUCAGAUACUGGCGACAUUUGGGUUAAGAUCUUUUCUGGAUGAUGCUGGAUGUAAACUUGUCUUUUACUUACACCGAGUGGCCAGAGGGGUUUCCCUUACUACCACGUGCUUCCUGAGUGUUUUCCAGGCCAUUAAGCUCAACCCCAAUAUCCCAAAGUGGAUGGAACUCAAUAUUAGAUCCCAAAAGUACAUUGGCUUUUGCUGUUCCCUCUGCUGGAUCUUGCAUUUCCUAUUAAAUAUCUUUAUUGCUAUGAUUGUUACUGGACCAAGAAAGAGCAAAAACGUAAGUAUGGAGAAAGAUUACGGGUUCUGUAAUUCACCUAUUCCAGACAGAUCUGUGGUCAUAUUACAUGCGGUCUUGUUCUCCUUCACUGAUGUUGUGUGUGUGGCCCUCAUGGUCUGUGCCAGUGGCUCCAUGGUCUUUGUCCUGCGCAGGCACAAAAAGCGAGUCCAACACAUUCACAGUGGCAGCUUUACUCCCAGAUCUUCGUAUGAGGUGAGAGCCACGAGCACCAUCCUGAUCCUCGUGAGCCUCUUUGUGUCUUUUUAUUCUCUCUCUUCCAUUCUGUCUUUUCUGGUAACCCUGAGUGUGAACCCAAGUAGCUGGCUCUUGGUCACCUCCAUGCUAACAACUUCAGGCUUCCCAACAUUCUGCCCCCUUUUGCUCCUUGCCAGGGACGCCCGUGUGUUUCAGUUCUGUUCUGCCUGUUGGGGAAAAAUAAUUUUCUAA